AUGUCCGCGGGCGGCGCGGAGGAGCCUCCGCCAUGCGUGCUGCUGCGCAACUGCACCAUCGUGCAGGCGGGCGGCGCGGGGAUCGUUGCUGACGUGGAUGUGCGCGCGGCGCAGCACGUGCUGGUGCAGGGCAAGCGAAUCGCGUUCGUCGGCGACGCGCUGCCGUCCGACCUGCUCGCGUCGCUGACGGCGUCGCGGCCGCCAGUGGUGAGCCUCCUCGCCAGCUUUCUUGUCCCCCUUUGUGCCGCGCUUCCCUUGUGCCGCGCUUCUCUUUCCGUUGUGCCGCGCAUCCUCAACCCGCCCCGCCCCACCGCUUAUGCCGCGCCUCCCUCACUGCCGCGCCUGCGCCGCACGUGCGCCUGCCAGCGCUGCAGCCCCACCGGGUGCGCCUCACAUGCCCUCUCGCUUCUUCUCCCGAUGCACGCCUCCCCUCCUUCCGCUCCUUCCACCCAUGCCCCAUGCGCCCCUUUCCCCGUGGAGAUCGACCUAGCAGGGCGCUACCUCCUCCCGGGGCUGUGCGAUGCGCACGUGCACGUCACAGCAGCGGCCUCUGCGGAUCUGCACGCGCUGGCGGCGCUGCCCGUGUCGCUGGUGGCGUGCCGCGCCGCCAGGGGACUGCAGGCCAUGCUCAUGAGAGGCUUCACCACCGUGCGCGAUGCUGGGGGGUGCGACCAGGGGCUGGCUCAGGCAGUGGAGGAGGGAACGGUGGAGGGACCACGCAUCCUCAUAUCAGGCCACGCCCUCUCCCAGACAGGAGGCCACGGGGACAUGCGCAAGCCCUCUCACGAUACCCUCCCCGUCGCCGCCCCCUCCUCCUCUCUCUGCGCCUGCUCCUCCGCUGCCUCUGCUGUCGGCGGCCUGGGCAUCGGCCGCGUCUGCGACGGCGAGGCUGAGGUUCGGCGGGCGGUUCGGGAGGAGCUUCGGCGGGGAGCGCGGCAGAUCAAGGUGAUGGCGUCGGGCGGCGUAUCGUCACCGUCGGAUCGCGUGGAGAGCGUGCAAUUCUCGGAAGGGGAGAUGCGGGCGGCGGUGGAGGAGGCGGAGGCGCAGGGGACUUACGUGAUGGCGCAUGCAUAUACGGCGCGUGCGAUCAAAAGGGCAGUGGAGUAUGGUGUUCGCAGCAUUGAGCAUGGCAAUAUGCUGGACGAGGAAGCAGCAGAACUCAUGCUGCAGAGAGGAAGCUUCCUGGUGCCCACGCUGGUGACGUACGAGCGGAUCAAGCAGGCGGGGCAGCAGAGCGGCAUGGACGGCAGCAUUGUUGCCAAGGUGCAGGACCUGCUAGAGAGGGGGCUUGAAGCGGUGGCACUGGCAGAAAGAAAGGGUGUGCCGAUAGUCUUUGGCUCGGACCUUCUAGGUCCCAUGCAGUCCCACCAGCUGCAGGAGUUUGGCAUCCGCAGCAAGGUGCAAUCACCAGCGUCCAUUCUUCGGUCUGCUACAACUGCCGCCGCACGGCUUUUUGGCAUGGAAGGAGAAAUCGGGGUGGUGGUGGUUGGUGCGCUUGCGGAUUUGAUUGUGCUGGAUGGAAAUCCAUUGGAAGACAUCAGCAUAUUGACUGAUUCUAAUAACCUUAAGCUGGUCAUGAAGGACGGGGCCGUUGUGAAAAGGGAUAUUUAUUAA
This is a messenger RNA of Closterium sp. Naga37s-1, 1614 nucleotides long. NCBI's taxonomy places the organism in Eukaryota, Viridiplantae, Streptophyta, Zygnematophyceae, Desmidiales, Closteriaceae. The record is from the annotation of a GenBank genome assembly.